AGGUGAUAUAGUAUCUACAUAUACAGACCACCAGUCUUGGAGCCAUAUGCAACUUGGACCCCCUCCGACAACCCAUUGUUCUUGACUGUGGAGAUUAGGGGCGGAUAUAGCUUGAGACAAGGGUAGAUGGUGACCACCACUCAAAUCUUGGUGUUUCUAAUGGUUGCAUCCACACUACGAGCUAACGGCGACCCUCAAGUCCCAUGUUACUUCAUAUUUGGCGAUUCUUUAUUGGAUAACGGCAACAACAACCGCCUUCUCACCGAAGCAAAAGUUAACUUCCCACCGUAUGGGAUCGACUUCCCAGACGGCCCCACCGGCCGGUUUUCCAAUGGCCGAAACACCGCAGAUGUUAUUGCUCAACUACUUGGGUUCGAUAAGUUCAUCCCGCCUUUCGCAACCGCAAAAGGUGGGGAAAUCGUAACUGGGGUAAAUUAUGCAUCUGGGGCAGCUGGAAUUCGAGCUGAAACUGGACAACAUUUGGGUGGUCGAAUAAGCUUGGAUAAGCAAAUAAAAAACCACUGGAUCACAAUUUUACGACUCGCCUUCUUGAUUGGAAAGGGAAGUCUCGUUGAAACAAAAAAAUACCUUAACAAGUGUAUAUACACUGUCGGAAUGGGUAACAACGACUAUAUUAACAACUACUUCCUUCCAAAAUACUAUAAGACGAGUAGUGUAUAUACACCCGAACAAUAUGCGCAAGCUCUUAUCGAACAAUAUUCUCGACAGCUUCAGGAUUUGUACGAAAGUGGAGCUAGAAUGUUUGGGAUCUUUGCGGCUGGUUAUUCGGGUUGUACCCCAGGGAUCAUGAACGAGUUUGGCAUGAACUCAUGUGUGGAUGAGGUUAAUAGCGCAGUCAUGUUAUUUAACUCCCAUCUCAAUACGACCAUAAAUGAUCUAAACAACAAACUCGUUGAUGCGAAGUUCAUCUUACUCGACGGUUCCUUUGAGUAUCCUAAUGACUUAAAUGUCACUGAUACACCAUGUUGCGCGGUUUCAAGCACUAGUGGCAAAGGACAAUGCGCUCCAAAUCAAGUACCGUGUAGCAAUAGGCAAAACUAUUAUUUCUGGGACGCGUUUCAUCCGACUGAGAGGGUUAAUGUUCUUGCUGGAGCAAAGGCGUAUGAAACACUUUCUUCAUUUUACACUUCCAAGACUAUUGUAUUGUCUAAGGAAAAAGAAACUGGCUACAUCAGUGAAGCAUAAGGAUUCGGUCAAGUGCAUGUCGCUUCUACUUGAUUCAAAGCCGGUUUUGUGCUUUUGCCAAAUCUUUUUAUUGCGUUAGUGUUUUAUUUUAUAGCGAUCACCAGCUAUAGAUUGGUUCAUAUUGACUCAAAUAUGGGAAUAACAAGCAUGUGUUUGAAGUUAUUGUUGUAGAGGGGAUAAUGUACUUUAUUUGCAAUAAAAUCAGAUGCUUUUUCCCAAA
Messenger RNA from Helianthus annuus (common sunflower), 1426 nucleotides. RefSeq names its product GDSL esterase/lipase At5g45670. Gene Ontology annotation, molecular function: hydrolase activity, acting on ester bonds. The transcript is spliced from 5 exons. Bases 127 to 1206 code for a protein of 359 amino acids. Lineage: Eukaryota; Viridiplantae; Streptophyta; Magnoliopsida; Asterales; Asteraceae. The record is from RefSeq and is a predicted model, not a curated record.